GUUCGCGAAUAAAUGAAGAAAAAAGGAAGUGUUUUUCUGUGCAGCUUGUGUUGACCCAUUAAUGCCGACUGCCGAGCGAUUUCAUUUGGAAACAGCGGUGAAAAAUGGAUUCGUAGGAUAGGCGUAGCCUACUCAUCUUGUACAUGUUUUGGCAAAGUUUGGUUCUGCCAAUCUGCUGCACUGACUACUCUCUUUUCAGUUAACAUUCAAAGAUUAGCCUGAUUAGGCAGGUACUAGAACCAGGUCAUGGAAAAGUUAUGGAUUUUUUUUUUUUUUCAAAAUACCAGUAGGCUAGGUAUGCACCCUGGUAUAAGAUUAAAGUAAUAGAUCAAUGAAAUGAAAGAAACAGUGGAUGAUACCUAGAGGAGAGGGAGAAUAAUUUCAAUAUAAAGAGGUUGUUUUGUUGGUUAUUGCAUGGUCGUCGGUCGAAGCCUUGGAGGUCCCACUUAUUGCAAGGCAGUUUUGGACAUUUGUCAGUGUCACACAAAUAUUGUUAGUUCCCAAAACACUAGAUACUACUUAGUUUCUUUUUAUAUGUUAUUUUAUUAUUACCAUUAUUUUUUUAUUCCUUGUUUCUUUACACCCUUUGCCUUCUGGGCUCUGGCCUCUGCUCUCUGCAGCAUCCUCCUCUCCCUCGUUCUCCAUGCACCAUACAAAUAACGCUUACCACUAUCCGUGAUCCGUCAUGGCAGUGGUUGCCCCUGGUGACUAGCAGCCAGCUGCCAGGCCCACUAUCAUUGCCGUCCAUUCAUCUCCUGUUCUCUCAUAUAUCACGCCAUCACUCUCACCCCCUCUCAUCAGCCAGUAUCACACUAUCACUGUAAUCAUUUCCAGUCUUUCACUCAUAUGCUUUACACUCCAUGAUUCCAUCAUCAGGUGUUCCACCAUUUCUCUCUUACCUGUGUUGCACAUGAAACAGAAUCUUCUCUUCUUUCAUUCCACCUGUAUGUUUGUGCAUUCACACUUGGCAUUUGCUCUUAGCCUCUUACACAAAACAUUUGGUCCCCACCCCUGCUACCAUCAUAAAUGCAUUCAUUCAUACUUUGGCAUUUCUUUCAUCCUGUAUAGCUGUAGGCUAUCCUUUCUUUCCAUUCCUUGCUUCCAUAGGUACUCAUAAACCACAUAUUCUCACUCUCUUUUUGAUCUCUUUCUUCCAUUCUUUGACAUCCCACAUUUGAUUGUAGGAGUUCCUAUAUUAAUGAUUUUGCAUCUAGGGGAAAAUAUUGAGGGAAUUUCUUUAAACACUAUACAUAUUCUAGCUUGAGAACUUUUUGGAGAUGCAAUUGCAGUAUCCAGUUAUCUUUAAUUUUAGUACAAAAAUAGCAACAAAUUAGUACAGGGGGCAAUUGCAUACAUUCUUAUUGGUCCUUGCUCAUGUGCUCCUGGUGGCCUUGUUCAUACAUUUCUUAAGUUGUUCAUUCAUAUCAUUCACAUCAUUUGUCACUUUCCAUUUUGUAUCAGUAAGCUUCGCACUAAAAUUAUCCCAGUCCACCCCAUUUACUUGACAUUUACAUUUUUUUCAGGCUCUCUCACAUGUGUAUCAUGCAUUUUCAAUUCGGUAACAAGCAUGUUAUGAUCACUUCUGAUAUCAAACACACCAGCUUCAUCCACCCACAUGUACAUCACUUUUCUUCUUGCAUUCUCAUUCACUAAUAGAUGGUCAAUUGCUGAGCAGUUUUCAUUAUUGUUCCAAGUCACUUUUCCCUCAGCCAUUGUAACAUUCAGGUUUUCCAGUUCAUUUCCAAACACAAACUCAUUCAGAAGCUUUCUAUUUUUGUUCACAGGCUCUCUUAGUAUACCCACAUCCAUUUAUGUCCCCCGUAAUUACUAUCAUCUCAUUCUCAUGGCUAUAUUCAUCAAGCACUUUCUUCCUGCAAACAUACUUUUCUCUGUUCUCAUGCUCAGACCAUACUCCCUCUACAGUCAUAUAACAAACAAUCAUCACAAUUUGCAUACUUUCAUUCAUUGUUGUUGCAUACUCAAUCUUCAUAGCAAAAAUGUCCUCAUUCAUUUCAUUCUCACUAACAUUUAUUUCUUCUAUCUCAAAACCUGCCUCAUGAUGGAUAAUAAUGCCAACUCCCCCACCUUUAGUUUGUUUUUUAUUUAUUCCCUUGUACACUAACUCAUAUUUUCCACUUCUCAAGUAUCUACCACCUCUCAGGUAAUUGGUAAGCAUCCAGCACCUGUCAGGUAAGUGGUAAGCAUCCACCACCUCUCGGGUAAUUGGUAAGCAUCCACCACCUCUCAGGUUGACUUGUAUUAUUGCUACAGUAGCCAUAACACAUGAUAUGAUUGGUUGACACAGCAUUGUGUAAUUCUGCAGUUGACUUCACUUUGGACAUUAGUCAUGUAACAGUGGCAACACUUUACAGUGUUACAGUGUCUACAAGUUUUUGGAAUGAAAAGUGAAGACGCUUUUGUUAUGCCUGAGGAUGUUAGACCUGUUGAGGAGCCUGCACUGGCUGUGGAUCAUGAAGCGGAGGCUGCUGAGGCUGAGCGCCAGGUCUGCCAUGACAAGCCUCAGAACCCAUGGCCCCACCUGGAGGACUUCUUUGUCUUUAAGUCAGUGGAUGAGAGGAACGCCAACCUCAUGUUUUUCCAGUGUGUCUUGUGCCAGCCCAAGGAGACAACCAUCAAGGGACAUGCAUCAAGCCUCUACAACUUGAAAUCACAUGUCAAGAGGAACCACCCAGCCCAUGCCAUCCAGUUUGAAGAGAGGAUCAAGGCCGGUUCGUCCCGUGGGAAACACAGGCAAUCUUCUUGUAGCAGUAGCAGGAGCAGCAGCCUGUCGUCGCAGCCACCUGCAAAGAAAAAAUGCCAGCUGGCCCAGCCCAGCAUUGGGGAGGCUUUUGAUCGAUCAGCUGCUGGCAGUGGCGUCCGUGAACUGAUACGUCUGAGCAGAGAUGAUGGUACAUGUGCCUCUGGUUCUGGCAGCGCUAGCCAGUCGGCCAUGUGGGAGUGCCACAACCCAACCAUUGACAUGGAGUGCUCCAAUAACGGAGAUAUGGAAACAGAAAACAUGGACACAGGUUACUACCUUCCGGCAGAAGCAAUCUUGAAGGAACCGAAAGUUGAAACAAACUGUCAGUACGGUAGCGUUUUGCAGGACGUUCUAAGCUUUGUUAAGUCCUUGCAACACAGUAAUGAUGUUCGGGAUGAGUUUUCUAUUUUUGGGGAGCACAUCGCUGCUCGCCUGAGAAAAAUUCGUGAUUCACGUAUACGGCUACUAGCCCAACAUCGCAUUCAUUGUGCACUGUUCGACGUAGAAAUUGAUGAAUUAAACAACUAUAACCUAUCAAAUAAACAAUUAAAUUCUCAAAAUGCCUGCAAUACUCAGGUUGAACAUUCGGAACCCAUUGCUGGAGAAAAUUUUGCGACAUCACAAAAAGAAGAAGUUUUAGCAAUGACUGAUAGCUCAUUGAGUGCCACACCGUCCCAACCUCCGAAUAGAGAGCCUGAACUUGAGGUUGAAAAGGAAGCUUCCUCAAUUAGUCCUGAAAAUACCUCAAACGAAGAUCAUGUAACCAAUGAAAGUAGCGAUGAAAAAUGAAUUAUCCCGUUUCCUAUCGCUCCAGCCCUGCCUUCCUAAUUUAUCAAAUGAUCAUUGACACUUGCCGUUUCGGUGAACCCAGGAAAUAUUUCUCUAGAAAACCCUGACUAUCUGAAGGUCGCUAAAGUGUACCAAUUUUUCCAAUAUCAACUAGAAAUCGGAGGUUCACUUUUUUUUUGCUGCCUCCUUGUUUACUUCCUCACAAAGCAUAAUUUUCUAGCUUAAUGCCCUGAGGCAGGGAAUUUGGUAUUGCAAUCAAUCAAAUCGUCAUUCUUCCGGUAUUAUGUCAGUCGGUAAUCAUGUACGAUUCCUGUACUUUUACAUAAUUUAUUACUCAUGCUAUAGGUUCCGUAUUGUUAUUUUUAUAUCUAUUGCUGCCAAAUAUUAUGUAAUUAAUAUACUUUUAUUUACGUUAAUUAUCCAAUGGGAGCUGACAGCGAACUAAAUCGAGUUCCAUUCCAUGAGCUUCGAUGACAAAGGCUAACGUGCAAAUGAAAUGUCGAAUGAA
Molecule: messenger RNA, 4058 nt
Organism: Hyalella azteca
Lineage: Eukaryota; Metazoa; Arthropoda; Malacostraca; Amphipoda; Hyalellidae
Exons: 3
Coding region: 2399-3550 (383 amino acids)
Source: RefSeq, a predicted model, not a curated record